AAAAAGUAGAUUAUAAUGCAAUUCAGCCGUGAUUUACUUGAUUAACCUUUUGUUAAUACUAAUAAAACCAUGCUUAAGAACCUUCUUCAAAUAUAUCAAACUUACUUUCUUUAUUCUUUUUUUUUUUUUUUUUUUUUUUAAUAAUAGUUUGCUAAUCAUACAAGUUCAGCAUCUCAAUCAACCAAGAAAUCAGGAAUGACUUCAGAAGACUCUUGGCAUUCAGAAAAUCUUGACACCUCAUUCUUCACUCAUUAAACCGACUCAGUCACAAAAAAAAAUUCAGUUUUUCCAAAAUCAACAUAUAGACAUAACAUAAGUUACAAAACAUAGCAUUUUCAUAUUUAUCAUCAUCCUCAAAACAUGUUCAAGUCAUGGAGCAAGAAAAACAAGAUCAAAGCUGUAUUCAAAUUGGAUUUUCAAGCAACUCAGGUUCCAAAGAUGAAAAAGUCUGCAUUGAUGGUAUCUUUGGUGCCAGAUGAUGUUGGGAAACCAACUGUGAAACUAGAGAAAACUGCUGUACAAGAUGGAACUUGUUUAUGGGAGAAUCCGAUUUUCGAAUCGGUUAAACUUGUUAGGGAUUCAAAAUCAGGAAUUCUCCAUGAGAAAAUCUACCAUUUCAUUGUUGCAACUGGUUCUUCAAAAUCUGGCUAUUUGGGAGAAGCUUCAAUUGAUUUUGCUGAUUUUUUAGCAGAAACUGAACCGAUUACUGUUUCUCUGCCGUUGAAGUUUGCCAAUUCCGGCGUAGUUUUACAUGUAACUAUUCAGAAUGUGGAAGGAUAUACUGCUGAAAGAAAUGGGGAAGAUAAUGGAGCUGAAGGAAUUUAUGAUGAUGGAAGCUUGAAACACCAACUGAGCUAUGGCAGUACAGAUGGAAGCUUCAAUCUUGAAGAAAACGGGAACUUGGCGAAGAGUAGAUCUGUGUAUUCUGAACAGAAUGCAUCUAACGGCAUCAGUCCUGCAGUAGCUUCAUGGGAUGACCCUUAUAGCUUCAGACAGGACUCAAUGCCUUCAAGAGGAACAGUUGAAGCCAAUGCAACACAAAACCAAGUGCAUAAGAGGUCAAAUACAGGCUGGUCCGUGGGUUCAGCAUCAGAUGGAAGUUUAGGUGACUGGACAAACAGUCCAAGAGAAAGAUUACAAGAGCCUUCAGGCAACGCCACUGAAAAUCUCAAAAGCGAAAUUGUUUCUCUGAAGAGGCAGGCAGAACUAUCUGAACUAGAGUUACAAGCGCUUCGGAAGCAGGUAGAAAAAGAAAGCAUCCGGGGACAGAAUUUAUCGAGACAAAUCAAUGGUCUCAGAGAUGAGAGAGAUUCGUUCAAAACUAAAUAUGAGCAACUCAAAUCCCAACAGAACUUCAAUAAUAACUAUAAUGAGACCAAAACCUCUAAACCCUUGGAGUCUGAUGUUGAAAAUGCUAGGCUUCAGUUAGAGGCAAUAAAGGAAGAGCUUGUUUAUGAAAAAGAAAUGAGUGCCGAUCUUCAAUUGCAACUGCAGAAAACACACAACUCAAACUCUGAACUUCUUUUGGCUGUCACAGACCUUGAAACAAUGUUAGAACAAAAGAAUAAAGAAAUAUGUGAUCUAUCUUCCAAAGAGCAUGAAGAUGACACAGUUUUAGAUCUUUUGCGGCAGAAGAUUGCAGAGCAGAAUAGCGAAAUAGAGAAAUGUAAUAAUCAACGUGAGGAGCUAAGCGAGCUUAUAAAGGAGCUCACUUUGGAGUAUGAUCUUCUUAAGAAUGAAAAUGCGGAUAUCUCUUUGAGAUUAAAGAAAGAUGAAGCACAACACAUCAGGUUGCAGAAUGAACACUCAGCUUCUUUAGUUACAAUACAACAACUUGAAUCCCAGGUAAAGAGACUAGAAGAAAAGAUAGAGAUGCAGGAAGAUGAAUUUUCAUCGUCUUCGGUCUCCAUCAAGGAACUUGAAAAUCAAGUUAAGGCUUUGGAGAAAGAACUGAAAUUACAGGCAGAUAAAUUCGAAGAUGAUCUCCAUGCAAUGCAAAGUGCAAAAUCUGAGCAGGAAGAACGGGCCAUUCAAGCAGAAGAGUCAUUGAGAAAGACGAGGCACAAUAAUGCUAUGGCAUCUGAGCGUCUUCAGGAGGAAUAUAAAUUACUUUCUGUUGAAAUGUCACGCAAAGUUGAAGAGAAUGAAAAGAUGAUCACAAAAGCAGCUGCAGAAGCUGAUGAGUUGCGGGACCACAACAGGCUUAUGGAAGAAAUGCUCCAGAAAUGCAAUCAAGAGCUCAGGCUUAUAUCAGAUCAACAUGAAUCGAAAGCGGAAGAGCUCUUGAAACAAAUAAGUACAAAAGAAAAAACAAUUGAACAGAUGUCGCAAGAACUAGAAGCGAAGUCUAAAGAACUUGAGGAUGCACUGAGGCACAGGGAUGAAAAGGAUGCUACAUUUUCAAAGCAAAUUCAAAUGCUUGAGAUCCAACACAAUGAAAUUAAACAAAGUUUGAAGAAAGAACAAGAGGACAAAGAAAAUAUGAAGAAACAUAUAUCUCAAUUAGAAGGAGAGCUUAAGAAAAAAGAAGCAGAAUUAAGUGCUAUGGAAAAGAAGCUCAAGAUUAACAAAGGACGAGGUGCAGCUAUGCAUAUGAAUUUGACCUCAAGAGACAGUGAGGCUUCUAAGGCAAAUGUUAAGAAGUCAAAAUCAGAAAUGCAUAAGGGAAUGGAUGCUGCAAGCACUGCUAUUAGCAAGUCUGGAGGAAGUGAUGGUGAACGCCUUACAAAGGAAUUAUUGAAUGAAGUUGCAGUCCUAAAGGAAAGGAACACCAAUAUGGAAACUGAACUGAAAGAAAUGGAAGAAAGAUAUUCUGAGAUAAGUCUGAAAUUUGCAGAGGUAGAGGGAGAAAGACAACAACUUGUUAUGACUGUCCGGAAUCUCAAGAAUGGUAAGAAGAACUAGAAUUCUUUGCAGGUGUUGUGUUUCAUACCAAACAUAUACAGGGGUUACAAAGGAAGUAAUAUAUCAUGAUUACCAGGAUGUUGGAACCAAAUUUAACCUGUACUUUUUGCACUUUUGUUGUGACCUAUUUAUUAUGUACAUCAACUAACAGUUUUUCUUAAACAUCAUCCGAAAUUUGCUGCGCUGCCUGCACGGUCCAAUUUUUCGGUUUGUGCAAUACAUUGGCAAGGUAACCAGGCAUGAUGUUGGAGCCUCAUGUGGGCCACAUGUAGCCAAUGGUUUAGCAUUAGUUUUACAUUUUUGGUAUGAAAUGUAACAUAUGAUGCUUAAAAAAAUGUAUUGAAUUAGAAUGUGGACAGAAUAAAGAGAAAGAAAACAGACUAUGUAGUCUGAAAAUAAAAUAUACAGGAAACUCUGAAGUUACCUUGGUAUA
Molecule: messenger RNA, 3337 nt
Organism: Trifolium pratense (red clover)
Lineage: Eukaryota; Viridiplantae; Streptophyta; Magnoliopsida; Fabales; Fabaceae
Product: intracellular protein transport protein USO1
Exons: 8
Coding region: 361-2904 (847 amino acids)
Source: RefSeq, a predicted model, not a curated record